GUUCAUGAAACACAAACAUCUGAGAUGAUUUAAACCACUGCAGAGAGCGAGCGAGCUUCUGAUCCUGCAGACUGGGCGACCCAUCAUACACAGCAGGUUUUGUUUGACACUCAAAGGUCCUGACCCUGCAAACAUAAUGGACCUGGAUCAGAACCCAACAGGUUCUUCUCACAUCCCUCAGCAUGCUUCUUGUCCUCCCUUACGUUGCCAUGGUGAUGAGGAGAUAGACCCCCACAAGACUGAUGUUCAGCAGAUGGUUAAACCUGCACCAUUCAUCAGCCCAAGCAGACAUCAGGUCUUUGAUGAACAGGACAUGAAAGGUCAACAGGUAGACAGCGCUGGCACCAAAGGACCAGUUCACACACUCAUCAGAGAUGAGCCCAGCAGGCCAACAAACCAGCAACACCUGAGAGUGGACCACACACCUUAUCAGAUUUUUGUGGAGCUGGACGAGCUGGUGAUCGACCAGAACCAGCAGCUGCAGUGGAGAGAGAUGGCUCAAUGGGUCAGGUCAGAGGAAGUGGGCCAGGAGGAGGUUCAGGAAGAGCCUGAGUGCUGGGGGACAACCAACAUCAAAUCGCUGUCCUUCUGUUCUCUGUUGGAGCUCCGAAAGACCAUCUUCCAUAGUGCCAUGCUCCUGGGUUUGGAUCAGAACACCCUGCCAGGGAUCGCUCAGAGGGUUGUUGAGCAGAUGCUGAUCUCAGAUCAGAUUAAAGCCGAGGACCGAGUCAAUGUCCUGAGAGUUCUGCUGCUGCCUCACAGUCAUCCCAGUGAUCAGAAAGAUCCAAGCUGGUUUAGCAGUAACAUCUCCAUAGCUAAUGUUGAUUCCCUGAUGGACAAGUGCAAUGGCCAGUCAGAGCAUUCCACGUAUCAGACCAAUCACAGUGGAGCUAGUAGGGAAAAGACCAAGAGAGAGAGCCCAUCACCCUCCCACUCUACAUCCAAACGAGAGAUGAAGCUGAUGGAGAAGAUCCCUGGGCAAGCUGAGGCCACAAUUCUACUUGUUGGCAGUGUGGGGUUUCUGGAACAUCCCUGCGUGGCGUUUGUGCGUCUGCAGGAGGCCGUCCUGUUGGAGACGGUGACUGAGUCUGCCAUCCCAAUCAGGUUCCUUCUCCUCAUGUUGGGUCCCCCCACCACCAAUACUGAUUACCACCAGAUUGGACGCUCCAUCGCCACACUCAUGUCAGACAAGAACUUCCGUGAGGCAGUGUACCAAGCAGAGAACCGUCAGGACCUACUGACAGCCAUCGACUGUUUCCUGGACUCCAGCGUGGCUGUCCCUUCAGAUGAGGAGUUGCUUCAGUCAGUCCCUCACUUUGAAAGAGAAAUGCUUCACAAAAGGCAGCAGAAGCAAACCAACUGUGACCAGCAUCAAGAUUCUGUGGUUCAGUCCAAGUCUAGUGCUGAUCCCCUGAGACGUUCAGGUCGUCUGUUUGGAGGACUGAUCAAAGAUGUGAGGCAACGCUACCCUCAGUACCUCAGUGACAUCCGAGAUGCUCUAAACCCUCAGUGCAUGGCUGCCAUUAUCUUCAUCUACUUUGCUGCUUUGUCUCCAGCCAUUACCUUUGGUGGACUGCUUGGUGAGAAAACAGAGGGCCUGAUUGGUGUAUCAGAGCUGAUUGUUGCCACGUCGUUGCAAGGCAUCGUGUUCAGCGUUCUAGGAGCUCAGCCUCUGCUGGUGAUUGGGUUUUCUGGACCGCUGCUGGUGUUUGAGGAAGCCUUCUUCUCUUUCUGUAAAGACCACGAGAUAGAAUACCUAACGGGUCGUGUUUGGAUCGGCUUCUGGUUGGUGCUGAUUGCCAUCGUCACUGUGGCUUUUGAAGGAAGUCUCUUGGUUCGUUUUGUGUCUCGAUUUACUCAAGAAAUCUUCUCCUUCCUCAUUUCCCUCAUCUUCAUCUAUGAGACCUUCGCCAAACUGGUCAAGAUAUUCAAGGAACAUCCACUCCAAAACUGUUACCAUGGAAACACCACAAUGUCUUCAUCUCAGCACAAUCAAACUCUGAUCACUGGGAGUCCGAGGAAGGUUGUUGGAGGGCCAAACACAGCGUUGCUAUCUUUGGUCCUCAUGGCGGGAACAUAUUUUAUUGCUUUCUACCUGCGAAAGUUCAAGAAUAGCUCCUUCUUUCCAGGAAAGAUGCGUAGAAUCAUAGGAGACUUUGGUGUUCCCAUUGCAAUCCUCAUCAUGGUUCUUGUGGACUAUAGCGUGGAGGAUACCUACACCCAGAAACUUAACGUGCCCAGUGGAUUCUCCGUGUCUAGUCCAGAAAAACGAGGAUGGCUGAUCUCCCCUCUGGGUUUAGAUGGACAGUUCCCAAUUUGGAUGAUGGGUGCUAGCAUCCUGCCAGCUGUUCUGGUCUUCAUUCUCCUCUUCAUGGAGUCCCAGAUCACAGCGCUCAUUGUUAGUAAGAAGGAGCGGAUGCUGGUGAAGGGGACUGGUUUUCACCUGGACCUUUUAAUCAUCGUGGUGGUGGGCGGAGUCUCAGCUCUGUUUGGUCUGCCCUGGUUAUCAGCUGCCACGGUCCGGUCAGUCACCCACACAAAUGCUCUGACUGUUAUGAGUAAAGCUGUUGUUCCUGGAGAAACACCUCACAUUCAGGAGGUCAAGGAGCAGAGGGUGACAGGCUUCGUGGUAGCAGUUUUAGUGGGUCUGUCUAUUGUAAUUGGAGAGGUUUUACGUAUGAUCCCUCUGGCGGUUCUGUUUGGCAUCUUCCUCUACAUGGGUGUGAUGUCCCUAAAUGGGAUCCAGCUCACAGAGAGACUCAUUCUGCUGCUGAUGCCUCCAAAGUACCACCCAGAGCACAGCUAUGUCCAUAAGGUGAGGACCAUGAGGAUGCACCUGUUCACCCUGGUCCAGCUAACAUGCCUGUCCCUGCUGUGGGUUGUCAUGGCGACGGCAGCAGCUUUGGCCUUUCCUUUCAUGUUGCUGCUGACCAUCCCAAUGAGGAUGCUGCUACUGCCCCGCUUCUUCAACACCUCAGAGCUGCAGAGCCUGGAUUCAGAUGAUGUGGACGCUCACCUAGAGGAGAAGGAGGGUCAGGAUGAGUACUCUCAGCUCCAGAUGCCUGUGUGACCUCACCUCACCCCUACUCACCCCUCUGGGACGGAACAUCUCUGAACACUGAAACAUUUAUUUGUAGAUGAAACUCUGCUGUGUGUCUCUGGUUCAGUAAAACCAAAGUUCAACUCAAA
Molecule: messenger RNA, 3189 nt
Organism: Nothobranchius furzeri (turquoise killifish)
Lineage: Eukaryota; Metazoa; Chordata; Actinopteri; Cyprinodontiformes; Nothobranchiidae
Gene: slc4a2a
Product: solute carrier family 4 member 2a
Biological process (GO): monoatomic anion transport; bicarbonate transport; regulation of intracellular pH
Cellular component (GO): basolateral plasma membrane; plasma membrane; apical plasma membrane
Molecular function (GO): monoatomic anion transmembrane transporter activity; solute:inorganic anion antiporter activity
Source: RefSeq, a predicted model, not a curated record